AUGUAAAAAACAUUCUUAGUUUCAGGAUUGACGCUCCUUUUAACCUCAAUUGGCUCCAUUUAAAAUCACUAACCUGAUGAUGUCUCUUUGGCUUUUUAAGAAUUUAAAAAGAAAUAUUAAAAAUCUUACACAAUACCUGAGGAAAUUUUCAGAAGAGUCAUCUUUAGAUCGAACUAUGAAAAAAUCUAAGCUCACAAUUCUGACAAAACAUAAACAUACUCAGUCGACGUGAAUCAAUUCACCGAUUUUAGUUAAGAUGAAUUUGUUGCCAUCUAAUUGAGCUUUAUCCCACCUAGUGGAUGGAAACCAUCAGAUGAAGAAGUCAUUUAAGUAGGUGUUGAACCAAAUGACUCAGUUGAUUGGAGAUCAAAAGUUCGUGUUAAGAACCAAUAAUGGUGCGGUGCUGGUUGGGCCUUUUCUGCAGUUGGUGCUGUAGAAGCUUUCUUUAAAAUUAAAAAAAAUCUAGAUUACAGUUUAUCUGAAUAAUAUUUAAUUGAUUGCGAUAGGACUAAAAACAAAGGAUGUCUGGGAGGACAUCCAGAUUUAGGGAUCAAAUACAUAGCAAAUUAUGGAAUAUAUUCCGAAUCUGCCUAUAUUUACGCAGGUGAUAGAAAUUAGGUAUGUACAUAAUUAUAUGGAAUUCAUAAAAUUAAAAAUUCAGGCGUUUAAAGUAUUGAAAAAACAGGUUUAAAAGCCGCAAUAAAAGAAUAUCCAAUUACAGUCAGUGUUGAUGCCACAAAUUGGAAUCAUUAUAAAGAAGGAGUUUUCAAUAAUUGCAACAAGAAUAUCAAUCAUGUAGUUCUGGCAGUAGGUUAUGAUUCUAAAGGUAAUUGGAUCAUCAAGAACUCUUGGGGAACUACUUGGGGAGAAUAAGGUUUUAUGACCUUGAAAGCAGGAGAUACUUGUGGUGUUACUUAAAUGGCUUUCAAAGCAAUUUGA
Molecule: messenger RNA, 939 nt
Organism: Paramecium tetraurelia
Lineage: Eukaryota; Ciliophora; Oligohymenophorea; Peniculida; Parameciidae
Exons: 1
Cellular component (GO): lysosome
Molecular function (GO): cysteine-type endopeptidase activity
Source: RefSeq, a predicted model, not a curated record